Molecule: messenger RNA, 1699 nt
Organism: Gracilinanus agilis (Agile Gracile Mouse Opossum)
Lineage: Eukaryota; Metazoa; Chordata; Mammalia; Didelphimorphia; Didelphidae
Gene: AKAP5
Product: A-kinase anchoring protein 5
Exons: 1
Coding region: 128-1471 (447 amino acids)
Biological process (GO): positive regulation of adenylate cyclase activity
Cellular component (GO): dendritic spine; dendrite membrane; postsynaptic density
Molecular function (GO): beta-2 adrenergic receptor binding; protein kinase A regulatory subunit binding; calmodulin binding
Source: RefSeq, a predicted model, not a curated record
CACACACACACAGAAAAGCCCACUUGCCCUUUGGGAUGAAAUUUUUACCAACUGUCUUUCCAUAAAAGACAAUAAAAGGACAAAAAAAAAAAUUUGUUUUCCAGACUGAAAGAGUGUGGUGCAAAAUAUGGAGACCACAGUGGCAGAAAUUCAAAUAGAGAGUAAGGAUGAGAAAGAAUCAGUAGAGAUAAGUCCUCAGGCUGAGGAACAGGUUGAAAAAGCAUCCAUGAUUUGUUUUAAAAGAAGAAAGAAAUCAGUCAAAGCUUUGAAGUCAAAGAAUUGUUCUGAAAGAGACCACCCGGCAGCCCAUCAUCCAGGUCCAUGCGGUACAAAGGAUCACACAGAAGUCGAAGCUUCAGAUCAGUUUCAGUCAGCAGGGGGGACCUGGGCAUCAAUCCGACGCCUCCUCACUCGACAGAAAAGGUCAAAAUCUUCAAAGAAACAAGUCUCCUUAGAUGCUAAAGCAGAGCCUAUAGAAAACACUGAUGACACCAAACCUGUUAAGAAAAAGACUCGCUCCAGAAUUAAAAUCCCCUGCUUAAAACUCUCAAGACGUAAGAAAAAAUGUAGCCAUUCCCAAAUUACUGAAGAAUCUGAAUGCAAUCUGAAAGUAAAGGAAGUUACAGACAGCUUAGAUACAAGGAUUCUGACUGCUCAGGAUGAUACAGCAGUAAAGGAUAAAUUAAUUACAGACAUAAGUGGAGGUAGUGCCCAGGGAGACAAUAUAAUUGUGCCCCAGGUUAGCAACAUCAGCCCUUCUGGGGAGAAUGUGGCUUCCCUAGAACUUGAAGCUGAUAAUGAACCUAGCGUCAUUCACACUGCAGCAUUAAUCCUUGAAAAGACGGAAGAGAAACAGGUUGUAAACCUUCAUCAAGAAAGCAUCCCUGAGGCUUCAGAAGUGGGACCCCAGCUCCCUGAGGAGACAACAGAGAUCCAUGGUGCUGUGGCACCUGAUGAAAUCCCUCCAGAGAUACCUGCAACCCCUGAGACACAGAUCAGGGAAGAAACAUCGAACAGUGUCAUAGAACAGGAACCAAAAGAGAAAGAACAUGAAAAUGGAGAAAGUGUUUUAGAAAAGAAUGAGUCAAAAGACACCAUAGUAUGCUUCAGCAAAUCAGAUUUCAAAGAAAAUGCAAUGGGCCCAAAGAUGCCCCAAUUCGAAGAAAGCAAAAGAAUGGAGCCAAUUGCUAUUAUUGUAACAGACACCGAAGUCAGUGAAUUUGAUGUAAAGAAAUCAAAAAAUGUCCCUAAAAAAUUCUUCAUGUCAGUUGAAAAUCAGCAAAGUGAGCCAUUUUCUAAUGCUAUGUCAUCCACAGGGGUUAAUGAUUUUGAGGGCAGAACUUCUGAGCAGUAUGAGCAGCUUUUAAUGGAAACUGCUUCCUCGCUUGUCAAGAAUGCUAUCCAGUUGUCUAUAGAACAACUGGUGAAUGAAAUGGAUUCUGAUGAUAACAAAAGAAAUAAUCUUAUAUAAAAGACCAGAAUUUCAGCACAUAUUUACUUUUCAUGGAAACCUAAUGAAGAAUUAUUUUACAUGUUAUGAUACCUUUAAUUCAGACGACGCAUUAUGGAUAAAUUCCCAGUCUCCAAAACUCAACAGUACCUACUCCUGUCAAGCUGAGAUGAGAAUCUGACCCAGAAAUGUACUAUAUUGCUCCUUAAUGUUCUUUUAUGACAGAACCUUGUUUCAUAAAGUAAUUUA